Limulus polyphemus (Atlantic horseshoe crab) is the source of this 2326-nucleotide messenger RNA. RefSeq lists its product as uncharacterized. The transcript has 8 exons. Gene Ontology annotation, biological process: regulation of gene expression. The annotation marks the transcript as partial. Lineage: Eukaryota; Metazoa; Arthropoda; Merostomata; Xiphosura; Limulidae. The record is from RefSeq and is a predicted model, not a curated record. Gene Ontology annotation, cellular component: nucleus.
AAAAGAAAAGGAGGUUGGCCCAAAGGAAAAAACGAAAAAAGGAAACGGAAGAAACAUUAGUGAAGACACCAUUAGCUCCAUCUACUGGCUAUGUAAUUUUCUUAAGUGAAAGACGUCAACAGAUGAAAGAAACUCACCCAAACAUUUCAUUUGGAGAAGUAACUAAAAUUCUUGGUAAUGAAUGGUCCAGUCUGUCAUCAAAAGAAAAACAGAAUUUUCUUGAUCGUGCUGAAGAAGACAAGAAAAGAUAUUGUGCAGAACUUAAAGAAUACCAGCAAUCAGAAGCUUACCAAACUUAUUUGAAGCAAAAGAAGCUCAAAAACGUUUUCUACUGUAAUGGAAAUAGAAAUAAAAGUUCAUUUGAGCAGGAGAACAGCUCAUCAUUUAUCAUUCAAGAUAUAGAGGAAGAAGAUACCAAUGAGCUGUAUUGUAAAGUAUGUGAUCAGUUUUUUGUGUCACUGCACAACAAAAAAGAACAUCUUUAUGGGAGACAACAUCUCCAAGCUAUUACAGGAGAGAUACACCGAGAGCUAGCACCUAGAUUACAGGGAGUUGAGGAUGGUGACUCUCAGUCAGUUGGAGGAGGAUUUAGUGAUGACUCUUACAGUGGAUGUUCAUCAUUAGGCAAGACAGCAUAUAUCACACUACAAAAGAAUGGGGUCAGCAAUGUAAACCAAGCUGUUAUAGAUUUCAUGAAUGUUACCCAUACUAGAGAAAGAGAAAUAGCGGUUUUGAGUCAACAUCUGGAGAAUGUAAAGCAUACCAAUUUGGAAUUUCAGCAAAAGCUAGAAGAAUUGAAGAGAGUGACAGAGGUGGCUCACAAAAAUUUACAAGAUCUGAAAACUGAGGGAAAUUUCCUAUCAACCCAACUGGAUCAACUUCGAAUGGUGCCUGCACUCUUUGGAGUCAUUAACUUCUAGUUGGUUUUAUGUUGAAAGGAAGUAAUAUUUAAAUAGUGUAAAUAGUUAUUUUUUUCUGAAUACUGUGUAACUAAAUACAUGUAUCAGAUAUCAGGUUCUAGUUUGUUUUUUUUUACUAUUGUAAAAAAAAAAAGUUGACAUAUGUAAUGCAGUCACAGGAAAAUAUAGUUCUGUUGUAUUGGCUAAGUUUUUUUUUUUUACAUGAAGACUAUUGUUGCAUUUACAAUCAUGAAAUAGCCACAGCCUUAAAUUACAGACAGAUGUACAAUAUUAUACAGUCAUUGUGAGUCUGUAUUAAGCUUUGUACAAUUGAUAUGUAUUAGUAGAUCUUAAGCCUUGCAAAAGAACACUUAUAUCUUUAUUAUAAUGUAAUGUAUAAUAAUUUUUAAAUGUGUUAUUUAUGUUUUCUCAUAUGAGCAUCAUCAAAAUUAAGACAGAACUUCGCAAGCAUUAUACCUAAUGUAUAGUACUUUAAUAGGACAUGACUAGGGUAGCAUUUUUUACAAUAAAUAUACUGACGUGUCCUUAAUUAUGAAUGGUGCUCUGCAUGCUGAGUUAUAAAAGUAAAAACUCGUCAACCACUGUUAGAUCUUUUGAUGGUGCUGUGGGACUUAAUUUUGAUAACUGAUAAAGUUAUUAAAUUUAUAAUUGUUUUAUAAAAUGUAAAGAGUCCAGAUAAAUAAGUGACAUGAUGCAAGUAAUAGUUAAAUAAUGAAAGUAUACAUUAUAAAAUAAGUUAUGGUUUGAACAUAACUUUGGCUUUAGGGUGGCAAGCCAAUAUAUUCAUAGGAGAUAUUAAAUUAGCACACGAUGUGUGCAUACACUUUGUAACAUCAAUCAGAUCUGUUGUGAUGAGAUAUUAGAUAGAUUAACACAAGACAUGUGUAUGCUCUGUGACAUUGAUGAGAUCUGGUGUGGUGAGAUAUGAUGUAGUUUAGCACAAGAUUUGUGUAUAUUCUCUGAAACAUUGAUCAGAUCUGGUAUGGCAUGUGGGGUUUAAUGUCCUUGCACUUCAUUGUCAUGACAACUGUCAGCAUUGUGUAUGGCAUAUAAGCUGUAUGCUGAACUGAAAUUUAAGCCUAGAAAAGGAGUUUCACUCCAAAAAAAGGGCAAUACGUAUUUUUUGCAGAUUUAUAUAAUCAAUAUCUUCACAGAUCUUUUGUUAAAAGUUCUCUACAAAAUAUUCUGCAGUUUUUUUUGUCACAGCAAAUCCAAAGUUAUCAGGCUGGUGACUAAUUUUGACAUCAAACUGAUGAAAGGCUCUUGUUUAUAAUUCAAUCAAAAUGUGUCCUGUGAAAUCCUAAUUGGUUAAAAGUAUUGAAUGUACAUAGAAUUAUAUUAAGUUGAAGACUAAAUUAAUUUGUGAAACUUGAAACUCGUGAAAAUAAAAUUUCAAAUUAUAGCGA